AUGGGAUGUACAACUCUCCCGAGGACGGAUCGCUGGGCGGAGUCCACGAGGACGACUGGACUGUCACUUGGUCUGUCCUCAGGACUGUCUCCUCCGACAGCACCUGCUGCAGUCUACGCCGGCGGGAGGCGUUGUUACGCCGCACCAACAGGACGCAGACUACCACCAGCAGCACCGUCACCAGAAGGCAGACCCAGUGAUGACACGCCCAGAUUUCCCCCAGGACACACAGGUCUUGAUACUAGACCACAGUCCCUGGGGGACCUGCUUGGCGAUCCUUCCACAGGGCAACCAGGCCCUCAGCCUCCUGCACCUGCCCUGGGGGACCUGCUCGGUGGUCCUGCCACAGGGCAACCAGGCCCUCAGCCUCUUGCACCUGCCCUGGGGGACCUGCUCGGUGGUCCUGCUACAGGGCAACCAGGCCCUCAGCCUCCUGCACCUACCCUGGGGGACCUGCUCGGUGGUCCUGCCACAGGGCAACCAGGCCCUCAGCCUCUUGCACCUGCCCUGGGGGACCUGCUCGGUGGUCCUGCCACAGGGCAACCAGGCCCUCAGCCUCCUGCACCUGCCCUGGGGGACCUGCUCGCUGGUCCUGCCACAGGGCAACCAGGCCCUCAGCCUCUUGCACCUGCCCUGGGGGACCUGCUCGGUGGUCCUGCCACAGGGCAACCAGGCCCUCAGCCUCUUGCACCUGCCCUGGGGGACCUGCUCGCUGGUCCUGCCACAGGGGAACCAGGAGCCUCGCUGGCGGACCUGCAUGACGAACCUGUAGAUCACUCGGGAGUGUAUUACCAACAGCAACACUGUCACCAGGAGGGCGACUGGAACCCACUUGGGGUCCCACUUGUGACGACAAUUAAGGCCUAA
This is a messenger RNA of Procambarus clarkii (red swamp crayfish), 867 nucleotides long. RefSeq names its product cleavage and polyadenylation specificity factor subunit 6-like. The record is from RefSeq and is a predicted model, not a curated record. Lineage: Eukaryota; Metazoa; Arthropoda; Malacostraca; Decapoda; Cambaridae.